AUGACACACUCACAAACUUCCCUGGCUCCACACUCGCUCGCUCAGUUUCUGCCUAGCACUCUCACUCCCAGCUGCUCCUGGAUUAUCCCAGUUGCUCUCAAUAUGGGGAACAUAACUUGUGUUCCCCAGCCACCUGGGAGAUUCAGACACUCGUUCAGACACUCCUUUGAUCUCAGUGUUUUAUUUCUUUGUAGACAAGACAGCAAGAAAAAACUGAGCAGCUUCUUUGGCAUUGAAUCAGGGCAGGAGAGAGAGAUCACCACAGACAAAAUACUGCAAUAUAUUCCAGGCAAGAACAUCACGACCCAGGACAAUCAAAAGGAGAACUUGGACCAACGAUUUCCCAGCCUGUUCAAGAAAGGGCGGAGGAAGACAGUCGUGAGGAACCUGGGACAGAUCAUUUAUUACUCCAAGGUCAAAUUCAAAUUCCAGAACUGCCAGGAGGUGAAUGAUUGCUACUUGGAGCUGUUCCAGUCCUACCUGUACUUUCAAUCCGUCGGCUCCAAUGGACUGACUUAUCAGGGGCUGCUGCCACUGAAAGAGCUGAGUGUGCUUGAAAUUGCAAAUGCAAAGAGUGCAGGGCAGGAGGAACAUGCUUUCCGGAUUACAGGGCCUCUUCUGAACCCCAUUGUGGUGUACUGCUCCAGUGAGUCGGAGAUGAAGCACUGGCUUUAUCACCUGGAGAAACAGAUCCACCUCAAUGGAGGAAGCCUCCAGCUGCCCUUUCAGUCCCAGAACAACUGGAAAGACAGCCCCCUGGGGAAGGAGGAGCUGCGGUGGUCCGUGCAGAACAAGCCCGUGCAGGAAUGGAGGGGGACCCAACGCGAGUCCCUGGGUGACGUUCUCUGUGUCUCCAAAGUGAGGUUGCAGCAUCUGCCUUUCCAGGAGCAGCACGACAGGCUGCUGAUCCUGUACCCUUCCACACUGGUGAUUGUAUCAGAAGAGCGCAACGGCCUCUACUUUAAGGGAGAGCUGCCUCUGAAUGCAAUACAAGUUAAGUUCGAGGAGAACCAGAAAACCUCAUUCCUCAUAGAAGGCCGGUUAAUAAAUUCCAUCCGGGUCAUCUGCCCCAGCUACGAAGAUUACCAGGAGUGGCUCUACUGCCUGAAAACAGCCCAGUUUCGAAAUGCAGAAUCGUCGCUCUCGGGAUCAGAAAGCUUCACAGGAUCAAAGCUCCCCCACCUCGGGCAGUUCCCAGGCAGCGGCAGGGGCUCGCUCACCUCAGAUGGCCGGACAAACUCCUGGACGUCGGGAGGGAAAGUCACCACCUUAACCCACCUCUCCCAGAACAGCGGCUCCCUCCCUGAUGGAGGGGCCUUUCCCAUGAUGCCCGAAACCAGAGUGAUUGAGGACUCCUUUUCCCCAGGCUAUUCCCAGCCUCUGCAUUGCCUGGCGAACCCCAGCUGGUCGAAACAAGAGCUGAAGAGGGGCGGCAGCACCCGCAAGUCCAAGGGCAAAUGCGGCCCCUCCACACAGCAGCCCCCGCCCGGCACGCAGGACGCAGAGAGGAAUGCAUGCCACCUUGCUGCUGAAAACCCCAAUGGCGAGCACCUGUCCCCUGUGUACAAUGAACCAUGCUCUUCACUGAGCUCCGAGCAGCGCCAGGCUCCCCCCCUGCGUCUGGACUUGAGCAGUCUCACUCGCUGGAGCCUGGCUGAGAGUCAGCACUCCAUGGCAUCCAGCUCCUUGGAGAAGACGCCCCUGCCCAAGUCCCCGCUGUAUGCAGACCCCUACACCCCCAACUCCCCCACGGCACUGAGUCCUGCAGGCUCCGGCUUCCUGGAAGAGUUCCUCAGGUGUCACGGGCAGACCGGCUCAGAGCAGGUGAACGGCUGCCCGCCAGCCCCCGGUAUCCAUCACCCGCCACACCAGCCCUUACGGAGCACCCACUGGAGAGAACCACCGGCAGCCCAGAGAUACAGCGUCCCCGGCCCCUCCUGCAACCCACUGCUGGGGCGACCUCCUGACGUCGCCUUCUUUGCAAACGUUCCCCCCCGGAGGGAAGAAUACCUGGGAUCUUCCCUGCAGCCCUCAGACGAAAAUGCCGGCGUUUACGACCUGCCCGGGAACAGGCACACGUGGCUCGACUCAGACUACCACGACUAUGCAGAACUCCAGAGCUUCCAGAGCGAGCUCAGUUAUGACAACCUCUGGGAGGCCGAGGUGAAGGACUUGGGUGUCCGGCAGGGCCCGCCACCGUCCAGCCCUCAGUACUAUCAUGUCUGAGAGCAGCACACCCCAGCCAUGCUCCUCGCCCCUCCACAGCCUGUUCUUCCCUGAUCAGCUGGGACGAUUCUGGGGUGUGUAAAGGAGGAGGAAGAGCCCCUGCUAUGACUGUCCAUUUGUGCUGAGGCCUGUGGGUGCCGGGUUCUCUGAUCCCGAUGGAGGCCACGUUGAACUGUUCCACCACAACUUAGUGCGAUGCCCACAAGCCUGUGGAAGACACUCUGAAUCCCGUUGAGGAAUGAAAUCCCUGCCUGCUUGCCAAUGUAUCUGCUGCACAUGAUCCCUGGGGACCUGUGGCAUCCUCAGGAAACCUGCUGUCCGAACUGCUGGAGAAUCAGGGCCAAGGGACAGCCGUUACUCUAUGCAGCAGAAAAAAAGCCAAGGUGCUAACUGAGUUGCAUUGGAUCAAAAAACAAAUGUGUGCAUGGAAAGAUCAGCUACUCAAAGGCCAUAGAAGAGGUUGCUGGAGUGGUGAGUGUCUGUGAAGUAUUAGAGCUAUGGAGUGGGACCCUGAUUAUCUGCCUUUUCAGUGGAGUCUUGGUUGGUGAUUAGUAUUACAGGGCACCUUCAUACCUUGAGCCCAGCCAUUGAGCCAGAUCACCUGCCAUGCUGCACCACGGCCUGUGCGAAGGGACAUGGACAUGUGUGGUCUCCACACUCAGUGCUGCUGACGGCUGCACUCCUCGCACAGCCUCAGUACAAGGGGGACAGCUAGCCACCGAGGUGCAAAGAAUCCUUGAGCCCUGCUCUCGCUCACCAAGGCAGUGCAAGGCAUCUCCUCCCUGCUGGCUACUGCUCCAUCUUCACUGUCAGCACUAGCUCAGAUGCCAGGGCAUCGAAGGGCAUCUAAGAAGGGCAUCGAAGAACCUGGCAGACAUUGAGAGAGGGACAAAGGGGAAAUCUGUUGCCUGAAGCGUGCUCGGGGAUGCCACCCCGGCCUCCCAUCCCUCUGCCCAUGACCGAACUGCAUCCAACCCGUUUCUAUGAACAGGCAGGGGAAAGAGGAAAUCUUCUUAAAGCAGAACUCAGCAGGCCCCUUCUGGUGCUUAAACAUCUUCAGCAAAAUUCACAUGCUGAGCUCCUUCUCCUUAGUCCUCCAGGGCCCUUGCGGGAAGGUGCCAACAGGCAUCACUCCAGAGGGGAUAUAGAGUCUGAUCACUCCCCAGCCUCUGCAGUGCAGACAGGCUCACCAGCAAGCCAAAGGGCUUUCCCUGAAGCUGCACAGUCUAUUGUUUGCUCCCCAGCAGCCUGUAGCAUACUAAGGAACUCUUUUUUUUCCCCUUUCACUGGUACCCAUGAAACAAGCUAGGAGACUGUGGUACUUGAACUCUUUUACAUGGCAUCGAACAAAGUUUACACAUACAGUUUGAGUGGAAUAUUUGUAUUUAAUGUGUAAAUGGAGGAGAGUUUCCAAUCUAUUUAAUCUUGUAGCUCUGAACUGCAGCUCACUAACCCAUGCAUCUGUGCUGGGUGAGAUGGGUGGCUCUUCUAAGCUGUUUUGUUUUAUUUCAGGUUCACUUUCAUAUUGGGAAGGUUUAUGUCUAAGAAUAACUUAGCCUGGAGAGGAUCUAUUUAUUCAGAACAGAUUUGCACUGGGGAAUUUCAGCGCACAUAGUUUUCUUAUGUGCAGCUGCACUCUGGUUUCAGCAAACGUAACACCUUGCAGAGACCAUUUUUCCAAUCUGGGUUGGGUUUUUAUUUUUUGGUUUUUUUCCCUUUUGUGUAGCAGAAAUUGCCAUGAAUUGAAAUAACUUACUGUUUUCUUCUCUGGUUGUUUUCCACAAGAUUGUACCAUUCUAAUAAUAUGCCUUCCUUCAGAAAUGAGUCUCUCUCUUUAUUUGUCCUUGUCUGGUUUAACAGAAGAAUCUGUUUUCCCCCCCUUUAUGAUGCCAUCCCAGCACCUCAAGGACAAAAUAACUGUUCCUUCCUUCCCAGACUGUGAGUCACUGGGUAAAGGGAGGCUCUUCAAACUGCUGACAGUGUGGAGGGCUCAGGUUGGAUCAGUGAUUUGCAAACACAUUAUCUAGGUGCAAACUCUCUAGUGUAUCCUUCAGGAGAGAGAGGCUGGAAUUUGGAACUCCAAAGUUUAUGGGCUGUUUUUCCCCUCCAAUGUCUUUGGCUGAAUGGGGCUUUGCAAGUAGCGGGCAAAGAAUUGCUCAGUAGAUUUUCCUGAAGGACAUGACUUUGCCUGCCUGGGAAGUGUGUGGUUAUGAGGCUGGGAGGGUCUGUGCUACCUGCACUCCAGCAGUGUAGGAAAUUCAGACUGGGUGAUGUUCAUCACUGAGCAGAUGCCCAGCAAAAGGGCUGAGCGGGUCAUGAGUUGCCCAGAGGUCUUUAGCUGGGACUCUGUGCAGCGGUGGAAGUCACUCAAGGUGUGCAUUCCCUUUCGCUCUCUCGUUCUCAAUCAGCUCUAACACCUCUGAAGCUGCACCAGCCAGCUCUUUGGCAGGGGAAAGAUAAAGAUGUCAAUGGAAGCAGUCCUACUAGAGAUUUUCCUUUGAGUAAAAUUAACAUCCCAGGCCCACCUAGUGAGAUGGCUGCAAGGCAGGUACUUGGCUAACAACCGAGCUGGGUAGGCAAAUGGUUUGUCUAUGGACUCUACAACACAUCUCAAGUCCUCAAGACAGGGCUGGGGACUUAGACCCAGCCUCGUUUGCGAUUCAUUUGGGAACAAGACUUGGUGACAUCAGUUUGGUCCCCCUGCCUCCCUGAUGUGCUGGUUCUUAGGGUAAUUUCUCCUCCUCCUGUUGUACUUUCAACUUUGGUUCAGGUUUCCUUUCCUGUGGUUUUCUGUCUGCCCUUUAGCCCUUUGACUCUAAAUAAAUGUCACCUUUUUACCUCAUUCCCUUUACAGUGCAGAGGCGCUUCUGUUGGGAACAGAAAUGCGGGCCAGGGAGAGGGCUGCCUUCCAAACAGACUGCUCAGUGUUGAAAGAAAAAAUGAGAAUGAUGUAUGUGCUGGGCGAUUUCAGCACUGAAAAUUAGGGGGGUUGCAAUACUACAGGGCCUAAUAGAAACCAGCUAACAAAGAAAGGGGUGAAUUUGUGGCCUUCCAAAUACUAAGGUAUUGAAAAGAUUCACCAAACUGCACAAUAGGGCCAGUUAAUUACUGAUGGAUAAGGAGCGAGUACCCCCAGACAUUUCAGUGGCAGGAUGAUUGCUCCUCACCCCUCACUAAUGCCUACAACAGGUCCUAGCCUGGGGUUCACUAUCUUGCCCGACAGACAAAACUUCACGUUAGGGAUGAUCGUUCAGCCCAGAGAGAGGUGGGAGCCGCCUGCCAAGGGGCCCAUGCGGGAACUGGAUUGCCCAUCCCUCAAUUCCCUCGUUCAACUGCUCUGCAAAGGUUGCUCUGGGCAGAUUCUGCACUGGCAAAACUGGCUUGGGUUGAGGUGCAGCUGUGUUUUAUCUGAGCUAUUUAAAGCGGUACAGGUGGUGCAAUGGGAGUGCAGUAACCUGGCGCAGCUUAUUCCCUUUCCUGUAUGGGAAUACAUUCCACCGGUAGAAAGAUAUUUUAUGUUGGUAAAAUUUAGAGUGAGGGGGGCUAUGCCACUUGACCUACUCUGGUAUAACUAUGGUAUUACAAAGCCUCGGUACGUCCUUAAAAUGGCUCCAAGAUACCAUUCCUUGACUUUGGGUAAAGUCAGAGCCAUAUCCCAUCUUUACAACAAAGCCCCGUCUCAUGCCUCCAGUACUACUGGUGUGCCUAAAGGACCCUCCAAGCCCGGUAGUGACUCACCCUGAUGGUGGUUACCUGGCUGGAGCCACCGUUGUAGGCUGCAGCUCCACUCACAUCGUCCUGUCUUGUGACUGUGUAAACCCAGUGCUCUGGCUCCA
This is a messenger RNA of Alligator sinensis (Chinese alligator), 6062 nucleotides long. RefSeq names its product pleckstrin homology domain containing N1 (gene PLEKHN1). Bases 1 to 2226 code for a protein of 741 amino acids. Gene Ontology annotation, biological process: response to hypoxia; positive regulation of apoptotic process; 3'-UTR-mediated mRNA destabilization. The transcript is spliced from 16 exons. The record is from RefSeq and is a predicted model, not a curated record. Gene Ontology annotation, molecular function: phosphatidylserine binding; phosphatidylinositol phosphate binding; phosphatidic acid binding. NCBI's taxonomy places the organism in Eukaryota, Metazoa, Chordata, Crocodylia, Alligatoridae. Gene Ontology annotation, cellular component: mitochondrial membrane; cytoskeleton.